Messenger RNA from Cryptococcus amylolentus CBS 6039, 4371 nucleotides. RefSeq lists its product as hypothetical. The transcript has 12 exons. Bases 66 to 4175 code for a protein of 1369 amino acids. Gene Ontology annotation, molecular function: guanyl-nucleotide exchange factor activity. The record is from RefSeq and is a predicted model, not a curated record. Lineage: Eukaryota; Fungi; Basidiomycota; Tremellomycetes; Tremellales; Cryptococcaceae.
UAUCCACAUCCAUUCUUCCUUUCUCAUUCUCUUCUCUUCCUACCUCGGCCUGCUCGACUGUCGCCAUGGCCCCCUUUCCAUCCCCUGCCAAGCCACGUCCCAUCUCAAGACACCGCUCAGCAGAGCCCCUGCCGCCACCAUUACCACCAAAGGCUAUCGACCUCAACAGCUCAACACGGUCAACAGACAAGGAAACCGGCAACAAAGUCACACGAAGGGCAUUUCUGUGUGAUGUUGUGGUGGAGAAACAAGGAGAAGAAACCGCCAACCUCCUUUCUCAUCUCGGAGAGCCUUUGCAGCCGCUUUCAACAUUACCAGCACCCGAUUCAUUAUCAAAGACCUCUCCACAAACACCCUCACGGCUUUCACAACCUCCAGAUGCCGAUGAUGAAGAGCGGGAAGAUGCAGUGCCGGCGUGGACGGCGGCCAAGCGACACGAGAUGGAGAAACGAUUGGAGAACCUGAUUGACGAGCUGGUACGGACGGAAAAGAGUUAUUACUCGAGAAUACACGCUCUCAAGACUGCUUAUGCCGACAGACUACGCUUGUACUCGAAGGACCCCAAUCAAGCACUUAUUCCGCCAUACGAGGCAAAGGCGAUGUUUGCUAAUAUCGAGGCAAUCGUCCCUGCUUGUCAUUCUUUUUACACCGAUCUGUGUGAGAUGCUGGCGGCUGGACGCGCGGAAGACACUGUCGGAGACGUGUGUUUGAAACACUUCAAAACUUUGCGAACCUUUGAUCCUUAUAGGACAUAUCUGAGCAAACAGGACGAAUCUCAGAAGCUCUUCCAAGAGUCAUUGAAGAAGUUCUCUGGAUUCGCUAGUUUUAUCGAGAGUACCAAAUACCAGACCACAGGCAUUGGAAACAUCGGCCUGAGAGAGCUUCUGAUGGAACCUGUUCAACGUAUACCCCGGUAUACCCUCCUGUGGCAAACUAUGAUCAAGUGUAUGUCUCCAUUGUCCACUCAACGGGCCAAGCUCCUUGAGGCGAUUGCGAUUGCUUCACGAAUCGCUCGAUGCGAACCGGAUCCUCAAACUGUUCGGGCUACUGUCAUGUACAAUCUGGAGAGGAACAUUGACGACUUCCCGGCCAAGCUGUUCAGCAACAAUCGAGACUAUAUCGACGCCAUCGAUGUUGAGGACAAUCCAGCUGAAUACCCGACAAUGCAAUCACCCAAUGGACGGCCACUGUCGACAAUGUCUCGUGGCUCCAUGUCGACUGCCUCCACUCCUUCUAUGCCGGGAUUCGGCUCUCUGCCGAACAGCUCACAAAUCCCCCAAUCACCCCAAUUCAGCAACUCCGCCACGCCUCCUCUACACUGCACCCUGUUCUUGUUUGAUGACAAGCUUAUGAUUGUCAAACGACAAUCGUCAUCGAUAAGCGGAAGAAAGGUCACAGGGACGGACGACGUGCAGAGGCUCGUCAAGUCUGGAGGUGGAAUCGCAGUCAAAGAGAAGAACAAUGGGAAGAGAGACAAGCUGAGCUUCAAGGGAGAGGUGGACGUGCUGGAUGUGAUGGCGUCGGAUGUCGGCAACGGUGAUUUCCACCUCUUUUUUGAACACCCACCGGUCGACCAAACUGGCCGCUGGUCCGGCCGCGCUUUCCGCUCCUACUCUACCGUACACCCACCCUACUCCGUCUCCCUUGAUCCCAUUGCUACGAAGCGAGACAAGAUGCGGUUCAUCCACAACCUCUGGGCUGCUCAAGCUCUCGCGCGAGCCAAAAUCCUGCCUUCCACCGAGAACAAGGCGGUGCCCAAGGUCUUGCAGAGUGAACAAGAAGUAGAUUUUGAGGGUGCACAGCUGGAGCGGGCGAGAUGCUUCUGGGACGUCUGGGAUAGGUCUACAUGGGGAGGACAACGCUUGGCGAAGGUGGUUGUCCAUGUCGAUGAAGAUGGGGAGGCUCCGGAGCUUCUUCUCGAUCCGCGCCGACAAGAGCUCUCGUUCUACCUGCAACCCAUGGCCGGGGGCCUUUGUCGAUAUGCGUCUUCUGUCCCAGGUGAAGAAGAGGGAGAGAGGGCGGUCAUCGAAAUGAGCGAAGUGAGAGCAAAGAUUGCUUCUACGAUUCAUGAGCACGGGAUUUUCAAGUUCCGAACCGGCACAACGUCCUGUCCCACCACUCCCUCCACGGGUACCCACCGAUACCGACCAUCGAUGCUCAACCUUGACACGAUCUCCCGUAAUCUGUUCGGCGCGAGCAGCGUCUCUGGCCGAAGCGGUACCAGCUCCGACAUGUUUAGCACUUCUAGCUCGAAGCGAAACUCCCGACCCGCCAUGAGCCGGUCAUCAACAUUGGAGACGAGUUUGUGUUCGAUGGAAGGGCCCGAGGAAAAGGAGAAGGAGAAAGAGCCGAGCAAGAAGCGAUUCUCAAAGUUGACGGUUUCACCGGAAUCGAACGGGUUGAUUGCGGGGGCACCAUAUCCCUCUGGCGUAGAAAAGAUUGGGCAGAGCGAAAAAGACUUGAACUCGAGAUUGGAUGUAGCAAGGCAGAACAGCCAAUCUGCUUCUCUCAGCCCACGACCCAGCAGCAACUCCAUGAAAACGACCAAGCUGGGGUCCAAGAGUGUGGCAGAGCUGCGCAGAAGCCACGAAGAGUUGGCGGAAAAGCCGUUGGCUAGAGCCAACACGAGUAGGACACCUUCCCCUUUGCCACAUCUCUCGCCGACACCUGCAACUGGUCGAACACCGUCUCCUCGCCGGCCCUUGUCAUCCGAGGCGGACGCCACUCCUCAAGCUCGACCACUGCCCGCGCCCAAACCCUCGAUGGCGGUGAAUACUGCUCCGCUCGUCAUUCGAAAGACACCCAGUCGUACGCAGACUCUACGAUCAGAGGGAUCGAUUGCUUCCCCGCAUAGAGUCCCCAGUCCCGCUCCUAACGGGGCGACGUUGAGCUCACAGCCUUCACUCUCACGACCUUCUGGACCUAGGGGCCCUGCACCAAGGAGCCCUCAGCCCCACCCCCCUCCUCUGGCGACAGCAUCCAGUGCUAGCUCGAGUGUUAGUACUGGGUCGACACCUUCUGCUAUCGGGUCAGGUCACACUCGCCUCCGUAUUGUCUCGGGCAAUGGCCGUCGUAUCUCCCUGAACCGCGAGACCAUCCCUCUCAAGGGCGACGAAGAGAAUUCAUCGCCAGCUACCAACACUCCCACCUCUCACAACCUUCCCCUUGCUAUCAAACGCCAGCACUCUGCCGACUGCCUUUCUCCGCGUAAACGUUCUCCCUCUCUCAACAAGAGUCCUCUUCUGGAAACGCCUUUGCAGCCCCUGGUCACGAGACGGGCGAGCGCGCAAAGGUCGGGGGCGAGUACGCCCAGACGGACCAGUGGCUUGGCGAACUCGAGGACAGUAUCAGCUUCUCAACACUCAAUCACGAGCGUGGCCAGUGCCGACACUGUCAAUACUGUCGCGACCACGAGCGCAGAGGAUGUUGAGAUGAAGGAGCAUGAAGAUGUGGUUAGCGCGGUUGACGCGACUUUGAAGAAGAUUCAUGACGCCAGGGGCUCUACGAAACGGCUGAAAUCUGAAAUGUCGAGCUUGAGGAAGCAGAUGGUCAAGGACACUGUCAAGUCCAAGGAGUCACUCUCGGUCAAGAUGGACAGACAAGGUUCGCUCCCAAGAUCACCCCACAAACGGAAUAUGAGCCGCAUUGCCGACCAUGACAUCAACGACCCCUCUCUUCAUUGCCAGCCCUCCCAGUCCAAGAGAGACAUGGACACCAUCGUCAUGGACGAGUGUGCUCGCGGUAUCGUACAGAUCGUGCAGAGGGUGGACGGACACUUGAGGCAAGCGGAGGCCGACGCGGGGCAGGCUGCGCAGUUGGCCAGGAAGGUCAUGGGGGAGAACGACGAGAAAACGCGGGAGAUUUUGUCGAUGAGCAACCAGCUGCACAGGUCUAGAGAGCACAAUGAGCUGUUACAACGCCAAUUAGGGGAUUCGCAGAUUGAACUUGAUGUUGUCUACGAAGCGUUCAACACUGAACUGGACGGCAUGUUCAACGAUGCUCAGCUUCCAGAAACCGAAGCUUUCCAGGCUCUGCGAAACGACCUCCAAGUGACCAAGGCGAACAGGAAUGUGCUGCAGUUGGAGAACCAGAAACUGAAGCGGGAGUUGGAGGAGGCAAAUCUGAAGAGGGAGCAGUGGGCGAGAAUCUUGCGGACCCAGGGUUUCAACGUGUAACAUGUGGUAUUCUCUUGUCAAAAUGGACACUUUCAUCUGUAUACAGUACGAGUGCUUGUUCAAAAUGGGUGUCUGUGAACCCCAACUUCCGCAUACAUGAACGCAUUUCUAGAGGUUAUGACACGCAUAUCUGUUGACAGAAUGGCGUGACAUGCAUGUAAGAUACACAAGACGAGUCAUUGAUCCGAUCUUUCAG